Messenger RNA from Labrus mixtus (cuckoo wrasse), 1255 nucleotides. It is a transcript of the gene hsd17b10, whose product is annotated as hydroxysteroid (17-beta) dehydrogenase 10. The record is from RefSeq and is a predicted model, not a curated record. Gene Ontology annotation, molecular function: estradiol 17-beta-dehydrogenase [NAD(P)+] activity. Gene Ontology annotation, cellular component: mitochondrion. NCBI's taxonomy places the organism in Eukaryota, Metazoa, Chordata, Actinopteri, Labriformes, Labridae. Gene Ontology annotation, biological process: fatty acid metabolic process; androgen metabolic process; estrogen metabolic process. Bases 125 to 907 code for a protein of 260 amino acids. The transcript is spliced from 6 exons.
CAGACGCUGUGAAAGAAAUUAACGAAGAAGAAGAAGGAGGAAAUCCGAAAAGACGUCGAGUGACUCGUCCUUUUUCAAAUAUACGACCUUCGGCGUGACGUCACGGUCUUCUGUCCGAACGAACAUGGCGAACAUUAGAUGCGUCAAGGGUAUGGUAGGCCUGGUGACGGGCGGUUCGUCGGGCCUGGGUCGUGCCACUGUUGAACGUCUGGUGCAGAACGGAGCGUCGGCUGUGAUCCUGGACCUGCCCUCCUCUGAUGGGGCGGCUCUGGCUGAGAAACUGGGGGAGCGCUGUGCCUUCGCUCCUGCAGACGUGACAUCAGAGGCAGACGUGCAGUCGGCGGUGUCCCUGGCCAGAGAGAAGUUUGGAAAGCUGGACCUCGCGGUGAACUGUGCCGGCAUCGCUGUCGCCUUUAAAACCUACAACUUCAAGAAGGACUUACCUCACAGCCUGGAGGACUUCCAGCGCGUUAUCAAUGUGAACAUCGCAGGAACCUUCAACGUGAUCCGCCUGGCGGUGGGGGAGAUGGGAAAGAACGAGCCUGACGCGGACGGACACAGGGGCUGCAUCAUCAACACGGCCAGCGUGGCAGCUUUUGACGGACAGGUCGGCCAGGCGGCGUAUUCAGCUUCUAAAGGCGGCAUCGUUGGAAUGACUCUCCCCAUCGCUCGAGAUCUGGCACCCAUGGGCAUCAGGGUCGUCACCAUAGCACCUGGUCUGUUCUCCACCCCACUCCUGGCCGGUCUUCCAGAGAAGGUCCGCUCCUUUCUCGCCCGACAGGUGCCCUUCCCCUCGCGCCUGGGAGACCCCGCUGAGUUUGCUCACCUGGUGACGUCACUGGCUGAAAACCCCAUGAUUAACGGAGAGGUCAUCAGACUGGACGGAGCCAUUCGCAUGCAGCCCUGAGACAGACUGUGUGUGUGUUGUGUGUUGUGUGUUGUGUGUGGGUGUGUGUGUGUGCGCGUGUGCGCCACAGUAACAAAAAGUGUUGAUCAUAAACUGAAUCAAUCACAAGAACACUUUUGUGUGUGUGUGUGGCUGGUUGUUGAGUUUAAGUUGUCUAAGGCUGUUUACAGUAAAUAAACACUGUAAUAGAUCAACAAACAUUUUAUAAAGUUUGUGUAAGAAUGUGACUGAGAUUGUGUACAAAUGAGACUGUAUAUCAUUCAGAGCAUUGCAGGACUGUUUGCACUCCACUUUGGUUGUUUUGUAACUAAACCUGAUUAUAAUAAACCUCAGAUGGGUUUCAUGAUC